GUACGGGUAUGCGAGACGUCACACCGUAGAAAUUUAAAUGUAAUGUCCGCAAUGUCUAAUCCGUACACUAGCCAUGGAAGCUGAAGGCGGCACCACAACUCCCAGGUACUAUCUACUCGUAAUAAAUGGCAGAGUCGAGUACUGGGCGGCAAAACAAACGAGAACGAGUUAAGUAGUAGUAAUAAUUAACAAUCUCGGUACAUUUCGACUUGCUAGACUCGAGUACAAGGCUGAAAUGGUACCCCCCUAGCUCACGGAGUAUACCUGUUACUUGAUUCCUGUACCAUUCCUGGCCCACCGAAACCUUCCAACCAAGUUGGCCCCCUUGGUCGUAUCAAACCUCCAACACGACGUGCCCUGCACUCUUUCACUUCAUUCUACAAUGCCCGGAGGGAGAGAGUACUACAUAGAUGACGAGACCCGUGCGGCCUUGCAGACCAAGGCCGGCGUACGGUUUCUUCUUCGCACGCAUCAAACUGAAGGCCGAGUCUCGACACUCUUCGGAUGUCAUCCCUUGGGCAGAAAACCUCUCGGAAACGGUCACCAAGGCCAUGGCGGAAGCAGCCGGGCACCAACUGACCCAUUUCGCCAUACACUUCAACGUGAUCAAGCUGCACCGCCGCCACGCGCUUAUCUGCUACGAUCUCUUGCUCCAUGAAUCCGACAAGGACUCACGAAGCCAGUUCUCGCAAAACCCUAACCAACCAAUCCACGUGAUCAUCAAGCGGGGGAAUAGCCACCAUAACAUCAGGAGCAAGCGACUGGACGACCUGGUAGCAAGCCAGUACAAGCAGGUGCAGGAGUGCGAUAACGGACCGCGGCCGUACUUUGAAGAUAUCCUCUAUCCGCCCCUGUAUGUCGAUGGGAGGCGGGUCGAGCGGAAUAAGGACGGAACGCGUCAUCCAGACGAACCGGAAGGAUGGGACUGGGAGCGGGAUUGGGUGUUCGACUUCGAGCCGGAAGAGGAUGAGUUGAAGAAGGGGGAGGAGUGACCUCGGGCACAGUUGGUGGGAGAAGGACAGUGGCUUUCUAUCCUUACAAGCACAUGUAGAAGAUCGUGAUCUUAUUGAGGUGAAAAUCGGGGGUUGAUGGAUGAACCAGCUCGCCUCCUUGGCGGGGAGCUGGGUUUGGCCGCUUUGGGACGCCCAGCGAGUAACUACUGGUCUGAAUCUGAGAUAACUUCCAAGUCCCAACAUGGAACAGCUCAUGAGCUGAACGAUAUUCGACACUUCGAAGCC
Messenger RNA from Chaetomium strumarium, 1238 nucleotides. RefSeq lists its product as uncharacterized. The coding region runs from base 411 to 992 and encodes 193 amino acids. The record is from RefSeq and is a predicted model, not a curated record. The transcript has a single exon. Lineage: Eukaryota; Fungi; Ascomycota; Sordariomycetes; Sordariales; Chaetomiaceae.